Molecule: messenger RNA, 1177 nt
Organism: Juglans regia (Persian walnut)
Lineage: Eukaryota; Viridiplantae; Streptophyta; Magnoliopsida; Fagales; Juglandaceae
Product: xyloglucan endotransglucosylase/hydrolase protein 9-like
Exons: 4
Coding region: 79-960 (293 amino acids)
Biological process (GO): xyloglucan metabolic process; cell wall biogenesis
Cellular component (GO): apoplast; cell wall
Molecular function (GO): hydrolase activity, hydrolyzing O-glycosyl compounds; xyloglucan:xyloglucosyl transferase activity
Source: RefSeq, a predicted model, not a curated record
UUAUAUUCUCUAGAGCAUUUCAGUGCAGAAGCUUCACCGUGCUCACUCCCUCUUAACUCUAUCACACGCGCAGUUGCAAUGGGUGUUCCAGUGUCUGUGUUCUUUGGUUUCUUUGUGGGUCUUGUAUUGGUGGUGGGAUUGGUUAGCUCGGCAAAGUUUGAGGAGCUUUUUCAGCCAAGCUGGGCUCUGGACCAUUUCAUUCAUGAAGGAGAGCUUCUUAAGCUCAAACUUGACAACCAUUCCGGCGCGGGGUUUUCAUCGAAGAGCAAGUAUAUGUUUGGGAAAGUGAGCAUUCAGAUUAAGCUUGUGGAGGGUGACUCUGCAGGAACAGUCACGGCUUUCUAUAUGUCAUCGGACGGUCCAAAUCAUAAUGAGUUUGAUUUCGAGUUUCUGGGAAACACCACUGGUGAACCCUACUCGGUCCAGACCAAUGUGUAUGUGAACGGUGUGGGUAACCGAGAGCAGAGGCUGAACCUGUGGUUCGAUCCUACGAAGGAGUUCCACUCCUACUCCCUCUUUUGGAACCAGCGCCAAGUUGUGUUUCUGGUUGAUGAGACCCCAAUAAGAUUGCAUACCAACAUGGAAAACAAAGGUAUACCAUUUCCCAAGGACCAAGCCAUGGGUGUCUACAGCUCAAUUUGGAAUGCGGAUGACUGGGCCACACAGGGUGGCCGGAUCAAGACGGACUGGACCCAUGCACCCUUCAUAGCCACCUACAAGGGCUUCGAAAUUGAUGGUUGUGAGUGCCCGGUGUCGGUGGCGGCUGCUGAUAAUGCCAAGAAGUGUAUCAGCAGUGCGGAGAGGAGGUAUUGGUGGGACGAGCCCACAUUGUCGGAGCUAAAUGUGCACCAAAGCCACCAGUUGAUGUGGGUUAGGGCCAACCACAUGGUCUAUGACUAUUGCACUGACACGGCUAGGUUCCCUGUCCUGCCUCCGGAAUGCAUGCACCACCGCCACUAGUGGUGGCCUGCGGAUCGAGGAGAGGAGUUGGGAACUUUGUAAAAAAGAACAAAAACUAAAGUGUGGGGAGGUUGGGAGAUCAGAUCAAAGUCAUAAACUUGUCAUGGGAGUGGGACCAUUGUAAAAAAGGAUAGGGCAGGUUGGGGGAACCAAAUCAAAAAGUCAUAGAACAUGUGCUACUUGUUUGUUUCAAUAUUCGUUGCUUAGGUUUGUUAAU